Molecule: messenger RNA, 1476 nt
Organism: Cyclocybe aegerita
Lineage: Eukaryota; Fungi; Basidiomycota; Agaricomycetes; Agaricales; Hemipholiotaceae
Source: the annotation of a GenBank genome assembly
AUGCUCAACCACGCCAUUGUCAGCGUCGCGUUAGCGCUCGCCACCCUUCCUUUUGCCGUUCAAGGAGCGCAACUGGCAGCACGCGCCCAAGAUCCCAUUUGCGAAUGGAUAGAAAGAGCAAUCUCCUCUGCUAGCAAUGUGUAUUAUCCAGGCGAUGCGCUCUACAACAAGGGCGUCGCUCACUGGGCCACAACUGCCGAUCAAGUCUCGAAGUGCGUUGUUGAACCAGGGACUGCAGCCGACGUUGGUAUGGUCCUCCGUAUCAUUGGCGGCACGCGUACGCCUUUCGCUGUGAAAGGCGCCGGACACUCACCCAACCCCAAGUUUGCGUCGACCACGGGAGUCCAUAUCUCCAUGUACCGCUUCAAUAAUGUCACCUACGACGCCGACGCUCAGACCGCAGACAUUGGAACUGGUCUGAUAUGGGACAACGUCUACGACGCGCUCGCGCCUCACGGCGUGAACAUCGUUGGCGGACGCGUCCCUGGUGUCGGAGUGGCUGGGUUUACGUUGGGCGGCGGUUACUCGUGGAAGACAAACCAAUUCGGAUUGACGGUCGAUACGCUCGUCGCUUUCGAGCUCGUCAGGCCUGAUGGGAAGGUGGUUAAGGUCACGCACGAGUCGGAUCCCCAGCUCUUCAUGGGCUUGAAGGGAGGAUUCAAUAACUUCGGAAUCGUCACAAAGUUCACUCUCAAGACCCACCCUCAGCCUGAAGUCUGGGGCGGCCCCAUACAAGUCGCCGCAGACCAGAUUGACGAGGUCACGGAUGCCACGGUCGAAUGGGACGCAACCGCGACAGAUCCUAAAGCACAGGUCAUGACCACCUACACUUACGCUCAGGGCGAGCUGCAUAUGACAGCCUUCCUCUUCUACGACGGACCCACUCAGCCUGCCGGCAUGUUCGAUCGCUUCCUCGCCAUUCCCAACCACGGAAGUAACGUCAAUACGCGUCCGUUUGCCGAUCUUGUCCAGUCCACACCCACCGGUGCUUCGUACGGUUUCCGUGGAAUCUUCAACGCCUUCUCCGUUCUUGAUACUACGAGGAGCUUGGUUGACGUCGUCAUUAACGAGACUCAGUACUGGGGCCAGCAGUUGAGCGCCAAGACUGGCAUCAUCACCACCUACGCCGUCGAGCCCUUCCUCCGCUCUAUCUACUCUCAUAACACCCAGCAAACUGCCUUCCCACCAACGCGCAGUAUCCCCUUCCUUCCCUUCAACAUCUACUACGCGUGGCUCAACUCUACCUACGACGAGGAAUUCUACAACGCCGCACGCGUGAGCACCAAGGUCAUCGUCGAUGCCGCAGUUGCAGAAGGACAGAGGGGCGCCGCGGACGCGCCUUUGUACCCGAACAACGCGAUUUUCGAUACCCCGAUCAACAAAGUCUAUGGAGCGAACAUCCCUACAAUGAGGGCAGUGAAGAGGAGAGUUGAUCCCGCGAAUGUUAUGGGUCUUGCCGGUGGAUGGAAGGUCUGA